AGUCCAUUCCAUUUUGGUUAAAAAGGAAAGGUCGGAGUGAUCGUGUGGUGCUCAGAAGAGCGUUUGUGAUGAAGUUUCGAAUAGAUGUAGACUUGAAUGUAUCUUGCGAAGAUUUUUGGAAAUAUCGUUCACACUCAAAGUUAUUAUCUUAUCAAGUUGAGCGAGGUGGUUUGGAUAGAAUAGAAACCAUCGAGGAAGGUGUUUUGGAGAGCGGAACACAUUUCCGGCGAAUGCAUAUAUUUCCCAAAAUGGAGUUUCUUGAGCUUUCGAAAACUAUUAAACAUAUUGUUGAACAGAAGUUUACUGGUUUGCACGAUUAUCAGUGGUGGGAAGAAGACGGAAGUCUUAUACAGUGCUUUGAAACUAGACCCUUGGGGUUUUUGGCCCAUCAUGUACUUACUGAAGGAAAGAUGGAGUUGACAAGAAUAUCUGAUACUAUUUGUCGUUAUAGUUUGACAGGAAGUGUAGAUGUUCACUUUUUAGGAUUAGGUCCUAUUGUAGAAGCAGCAGUGGUUCAUAAUAUGAAGAAAUUCUACAAGGGAGGUUUCAGAGACUCUGUCAACGAAUUCUUUCAGCGCACUUUUUUGGGGGGUGAGGAGUUUUCAGCUCUUGAUUGCAACAAUACUAUUCAGAGUAUGACACCGAAGACAAUCAGGAGUUGUGAAGAUGUAUAAAGAUAUUCUUUUAGCCUUAUUUCUGUAUAUUCUUAUCAUGUAUAUUU
Messenger RNA from Galdieria sulphuraria, 721 nucleotides. RefSeq lists its product as uncharacterized. The record is from RefSeq and is a predicted model, not a curated record. NCBI's taxonomy places the organism in Eukaryota, Rhodophyta, Bangiophyceae, Galdieriales, Galdieriaceae. The coding region runs from base 69 to 674 and encodes 201 amino acids. The transcript has a single exon.